UUAGGAAAGAAUUUGUCAAGUAUUUUACAGAUUUAUAUAGAACAGGAAAUGGAAUACAUGAAUCAAAGCAUUGUGACUGAAUUCAUCCUUCUGGGCUUCAUGGACCAUCCAAAGUUGUGGACCAUUCUCUUCCUGGCAUUUAUCUUGAUCUACAUUGUCACAGUCUCAGGAAAUCUUGGCAUCAUCAUCCUAGCUGCUCUUGACGCAAACCUUCAUACCCCAAUGUACUUUUUCCUCAGCAACUUAUCCUUGGUUGACAUUGGCUAUUCCACUACUAUCGCUCCUAGGUUGCUGAUGACCUUUCUACAAAAGAAUAGCACUAUUUCGUUCACAGAGUGUACUGUGCAAUUCUUCUUUUUCUGUCUGUUUGUCACAGUUGAAACUUGUCUUCUAGCUGUUAUGGCUUAUGAUCGCUUUACUGCCAUUUGCAACCCGUUACUUUAUUUUGUUGCCAUGUCUAAAAAGCUCUGUCUGGUGUUAGUAACAAGUGCAUAUAUUUGUGGCUUUGUAAAUUCAGCUGCUCAGACUUCAUUCAUAUUUAGCCUGUCCUUCUGCAGCUCAAAUGUUAUCAAUCAUUUCUUUUGUGACGUUCCUCCCAUCCUGAAACUUUCCUGUUCAAGCACAGCAGUGGCUAACACUGUGCAUUUCAUCUUUGCUACUUCAAUAAUCAUGAGCACUUUGUUGAUUAUCCUCAUCUCAUAUACCUACAUCAUUUUUGCCAUCCUGCGGAUUCGCUCUGCCCAGGGCAGGCACAAAGCCUUUUCCACUUGUGCCUCUCACUUCAUGGCCGUUACAAUCUUCUAUGGGACUAUCAUCUUUAUGUAUCUGAGGCCCAAUUCUGGGGUCUCAAACGAUGAAGAUAAAAUUGUUUCAGUGUUCUAUACUCUUGUGAUCCCAAUGCUGAAUCCAUUGAUUUACAGUUUGAGAAAUAAAGAUGUGAAGGAUGCUUUCAUAAGGACGAGAGGGAAGAUUUCAUUAAAUUAA
This is a messenger RNA of Podarcis muralis (Common wall lizard), 984 nucleotides long. NCBI's taxonomy places the organism in Eukaryota, Metazoa, Chordata, Lepidosauria, Squamata, Lacertidae. The record is from RefSeq and is a predicted model, not a curated record.